GUACUGCAACUCUUUUUUAAGCUUUUUAAUUCUGCUAUUGAAUCUUGUGUUUUUCUCUUUCUCUUUGCAGCUGUUAAUGAUGCCCAAUGUUUGCUGCCGUUCUGAUCAUUAAUCCAUAAAAUCAUCCCUCGGUUAUCGAUAACAGCAACGCAUCCCCGCACGUUGCUCAACAAUACUUCAACCUCACUUGCAGCCCAAUUUUUUCUCCCUUUUCUCCUUUUCUUCGGCGAUUACUUAGCACCAGAACAAUUCACAAUGUCCAAGGCUAUUUUUCUCGGCACUAUUGAUGGCAAACCCGGUAAGCCCGGUCAGGUCUACUAUCCUCUCUCCCUUCAAACCCUGCCUCGACCUACCCCGCAGGGACGAGAGCUGUUGGUAAAGAUCACAGCAGCAUCUCUCAACCACCGCGAUGUUUUCCUCCGUCAGCAUCUCUAUCCCGGUGUGACCUUUGAUGUGCCGAUGGGUGCAGAUGGCGUGGGUACCGUUAUCGGUGCCGGUCCCGACGUGACGGCCCCCGAACGAUGGCAGGGGAAGCGGGUUAUUUUGAACCCAGGUACGGGUUGGAAGGACUCUCCUGAUGGACCAGAAGAUCCCAAGGGAUACCGCAUUAUGGGUGGUACCAAAGUUUACAACCAGGGAACGUUGCAGGAAUAUCUGACAAUUGAGGAGUCGGAGGUCGAGGAGGCUCCCGAGCAUCUGUCUGAUGCAGAGGCUGCUGCUCUGCCGUUAACUGGGUUGACUGGAUGGAGAGCUCUAGUGACAAAGGCUGGGGAAAGGAACUCGGGCAAAGGCGCUGCCGUUUUGCUGACGGGUAUUGGCGGCGGUGUUGCGUUGAUCGCACUCCGUUUUGCGGUGGCCAGAGGUGCCGACGUUUACGUGACAAGCUCAAGUCAGGAGAAGAUCCAGAAGGCAGUCGAGCUCGGCGCUAGGGGAGGUGUGAGCUACAAGGAAGAGGGAUGGGAGAAGAAGCUGUUGGGACUGCUCCCAGCUGGCAAGUCAUCGUUUGAUGCCGUUAUCGACGGUGCUGGUGGGGAUUCGGUAGAAAAGGCAGUCAAGUUACUCAAGCCUGGUGGUGUUCUCUCCGUCUACGGGAUGACCGUUUCCCCCAAGAUGCCUUUCACAAUGCAAGCCGUUCUCAAGAACAUCGACGUUCGUGGUUCGACGAUGGGCUCUCGCCAGGAAUUCAAGGAGAUGGUUGAUUAUGUCAAGGCAAAGAAGAUUUACCCGGUGAUUUCGCGUGUUGUGAAAAGCGAGCUGGAUGAUAUUGCGAGUCUCGAUACGCUUUUUGAGGAUAUGAAAGCGGGUAAGCAGUUUGGCAAGCUCGUGUUCGAGUUUGGAAAGGCUUCGGAGAGUAAGCUGUGAUAUAUCGGGGGUCAUAUGGCAGGUUGCCUUUAUGUAGACGGUUCAAAUUCCCUAAUGAAGAGACGAGAUUAACAUCCAUGUCAUUGAAAUGUUGUUUUGCCUGGAAAAUGGAAAGAGUUCUGGGUGUUCCUUCCUGUUACGACUCAUGAUACCUUCGACUUCCAUUGCUGGCUAAGAAUAACAACAUCCAAGAACCAGUAUAGCUCCCAUUCUUUAACCCAGCACGACGUCUAUUCGAUACGACACAGACUUAUUUCACUCAUUGGAUAUUUGUUACCUUACGAGUUAUCAGGAUGUCAUCCAUGAGUGUCGACACGGUCGAGUUGUACGGCCCUGGGAUGUCCUUCUAUCUAUCCAAGCCC
Aspergillus wentii DTO 134E9 is the source of this 1724-nucleotide messenger RNA. Its product is annotated as putative alcohol dehydrogenase. Lineage: Eukaryota; Fungi; Ascomycota; Eurotiomycetes; Eurotiales; Aspergillaceae. The coding region runs from base 256 to 1362 and encodes 368 amino acids. The record is from RefSeq and is a predicted model, not a curated record. The transcript is spliced from 2 exons. Gene Ontology annotation, molecular function: oxidoreductase activity.